AUGCUACAGCCACGUAUACCUUUCCGGUCCCUGUGCCAAAAAUGUCGACUUUCAUCACCUAGUUUGCGCAGGACCUACGCGCAGGUGCAAGUCAUCGACCCUGCUCGCCCGAGCGGCUCGGUCCCAGACGCUGCCAUGACCGACCUCCCCCUCGCUCAAGCUGACGAUCGAACAUCACUCUCCAAAUUUGAAGUACGGCUGCGGCGAUACACUCCUCGAACGCCGGGCAUUCGCCAUUUGGUCCGUCCGUUGAACGAACAUUUAUGGAAAGGCCGACCGCACUUUCCCCUCACGUUUCCCAAAAAGGGCCAUGGGAAAGGAGGUCGAAAUCAUACCGGUCAUGUAGUGGUUCGACACCGUGGAGGUGGACAUAAGAGGAGGAUACGAAUUGUUGAUUUUGCGAGGCGUACUGGCGGAAAGCAUCUUGUCGAGCGAAUCGAGCAUGACCCGGGCCGCACUGCGCAUAUUGCCCUUAUCAAGCACCUCCAGACCGAGGAGCGGAGUUACAUUCUAGCGGCAGAAGGAUUGCGAGCCGGAGACACAGUUGAGAGCUACCGGUCAGGACUGCCACAGUCGCUAAUCGACGAAAUGGGCGGACAUAUCGACCAGGGUGUCCUAGCUUCCAAAACAGCUCACAGGGGCAAUUGUCUGCAGUUAGGCAUGAUCCCUGUUGGUACUCCAAUAUUCAACAUCACUCCGACGAAAGGCGACAUUGGGAAGAUCUGCCGAAGCGCAGGAACACAUGGGAUUAUCAUCGGCAAGGGAGAGGAUACGGUGCAGAAAGAGAUGAUGAAGUUGAUUGGUGACAACGGCGGCAUGGACUUGUCCACGUUGAGCGUGGAUCAGCUGAGGAAAUUCGAGAAGGCGGCCAACUAUGUAACUGUGCGCCUUUCCAGCGGCGAGGUUCGACUCAUUGACAAAGACGCUGUGGCGACUAUCGGCGUUGCAAGCAAUGUCAACUUCAAAUAUACGUCGCUGGGGAAGGCGGGUCGAUCGCGAUGGCUCAACAUUCGACCAACUGUGCGAGGUGUGGCCAUGAACGCAGCAGAUCAUCCGCACGGUGGUGGUCGAGGUAAAUCCAAGGGUAAUCGCAUCCCUGUGAGCCCUUGGGGAGUUCCUGCGAAAUCUGGCUACAAGACGCGAGACAAGCACAAAGUCAAUCCUCUUGUGGUUACUCAACGUCCCAGAAACCAGGGACGACGGAGAAGAGGUUAUGCGUAG
Cladophialophora psammophila CBS 110553 is the source of this 1221-nucleotide messenger RNA. RefSeq lists its product as uncharacterized. The transcript is spliced from 2 exons. Lineage: Eukaryota; Fungi; Ascomycota; Eurotiomycetes; Chaetothyriales; Herpotrichiellaceae. Bases 1 to 1221 code for a protein of 406 amino acids. The record is from RefSeq and is a predicted model, not a curated record. Gene Ontology annotation, cellular component: ribosome. Gene Ontology annotation, biological process: cytoplasmic translation. Gene Ontology annotation, molecular function: RNA binding; structural constituent of ribosome.